CGCCGCGGCGGCGGGUUCCCCCAGCAGCGCCAGCGGAGGAAACGGAAGGAGGCGAGAGCCAUGGAGGGCAACCGCGACGAGGCGGAGAAAUGUGUGGAGAUCGCCCGCGAGGCCCUGAACGCCGGCAACCGGGAGAAGGCCCAGCGCUUCCUGCAGAAGGCCGAGAAGCUGUACCCGCUGCCCUCGGCCCGCGCGUUAUUGGAAAUAAUUAUGAAAAAUGGAAGCACUGCUGGCAGUAGUGCCCAUUGCCGAAAACCAUCUUCAGGUGGUGGAGAUCAAAACAAGCCUAACUGCACCAAGGACAGCACGGUGAGCAGUGGUGAAGGUGGAAAAGUCUACACCAAAGACCAGGUUGAUGGAGUUCUCAGCAUAAACAAAUGUAAAAAUUACUAUGAAGUACUUGGAGUUACAAAAGAUGCUGGUGAUGAAGAUUUGAAAAAAGCUUAUAGAAAGCUUGCUUUGAAGUUUCAUCCAGACAAAAACCAUGCACCUGGAGCAACAGAUGCUUUUAAAAAGAUUGGCAAUGCUUAUGCUGUUUUAAGUAAUCCAGAAAAACGGAAACAGUAUGAUCUCACAGGCAAUGAAGAACAAGCUUGUAAUCACCCAAACAAUGGCAGAUUUAAUUUCCAUAGAGGCUGUGAAGCAGAUAUAACUCCAGAAGACUUGUUCAAUAUAUUUUUUGGUGGUGGCUUUCCUUCAGGGAGUGUACAUUCAUUUUCAAAUGGCCGAGCUAGUUACAGCCAUCAACAUCAGCACCGGCAUAGUGGACAUGAAAGAGAAGAAGAAAGAGGAGAUGGAGGAUUUUCUGUGUUUAUCCAACUGAUGCCUAUUAUUGUAUUGAUCCUGGUGUCAUUGUUAAGCCAGUUGAUGGUCUCUAAUCCUCCAUAUUCUUUAUAUCCCAGACCUGGAUCAGGGCAAACUAUUAAAAUGCAGACAGAAAACUUGGGUGUUGUUUAUUAUGUCAACAAGGACUUUAAAAAUGAAUAUAAAGGAAUGCUAUUACAAAAGGUAGAAAAGAGCGUGGAAGAAGAUUAUGUGACUAAUAUUCGAAAUAACUGCUGGAAAGAAAGGCAACAAAAAACAGACAUGCAGUAUGCAGCCAAAGUAUACCGUGAUGACCGACUUCGUAAGAAGGCAGAUGCCCUGAGCAUGGACAACUGCAAGGAACUGGAGCGGCUGACCAGUCUUUACAAGGGAGGAUGACCUGGCGUUUUUAUGGAGACCUCUUAUUGUACUCUUACCUUUUAUGUAAAUUUUGUUUCAUCAUAGAAUCUGAAGAAAAAGAUUUGAUAUUAAGAACUUCUUGAAAUCUUGGACUGUUUGUGACCUACUGGCUCAUUUACACAGUAAGAACUGAAAACUAAAAUUUAAUAUUUUAGUGUGCUUCUGCAUUAUUUUUAUUUUUAAAGCUGCUAUGAUUCCUUAAAAUGCUUGGAGAGGAUUAUCAUACCUGUAGCAAUUUCUAG
This is a messenger RNA of Jaculus jaculus (lesser Egyptian jerboa), 1466 nucleotides long. It is a transcript of the gene Dnajb14, whose product is annotated as DnaJ heat shock protein family (Hsp40) member B14. Gene Ontology annotation, molecular function: Hsp70 protein binding. The coding region runs from base 61 to 1203 and encodes 380 amino acids. The transcript is spliced from 8 exons. Lineage: Eukaryota; Metazoa; Chordata; Mammalia; Rodentia; Dipodidae. Gene Ontology annotation, biological process: cellular response to misfolded protein. Gene Ontology annotation, cellular component: endoplasmic reticulum membrane. The record is from RefSeq and is a predicted model, not a curated record.